AUGGAUCACACGAAUUUUGUUGACCUUCUGACCAGUCAACAAGAUAGUGUCAUUCCUCAAUCGUUUCCUUGGGAGAGCUCAUCACAAGUCCCUGUCUUCAGCACUCAAUGUACAGAAACUUCAAGUUUCUGUGAAGAGUCAUCUACACAGCGCAAAGAAAGAAAGAAAUGGACUCCUUCUGAUGAUCUUGUGCUCAUAAGCGCCUGGUUAAACACCAGUAAAGAUCCUGUCGUGAGCAAUGAGCAGAAAGCAGGCACAUUCUGGAACCGCAUUGCAGCCUACUAUGCAGCUAGUCCGAAGGUGGAAAGUGGAGAUAAGCGAGGAGCUCUUCAAUGCAAGCAAAGGUGGCAGAAGAUUAAAUUCAACCUUCACCAUGCUUGGGAGGAGCUCCGCUAUGACCAGAAAUGGUGUGAGCAUGCUAGUAGUAAGCUUGGUGGAAGCGCUAAGAAGAGAAAAUGCGAGGAUGGAGCAGAAACAGAAAGCUCUCAAGCUACUAUCAAUGUCGAUGAUCUACCUACCAAACGUCCUGCUGGUGUUAAGGCUGCGAAAGCAGCUUCUGCAAAGAAACCAAUAGUAGAUAAGGAGGCUGAUGAGAAGUUUGGCAAGUUGUGCUCAAUUAAAGAGAAAGACCUUGUCUUGACAGAGAGAGUUUCCAAAAUGAGACUGCUUGACAGUCUCAUUACAAAAAAAGAACCACUUUCUGAAAAAGAAGAAGCACUGAAGAGUAAGCUUCUUACAGAGAUGCUGGAUGCUUCUGGUUGA
This is a messenger RNA of Brassica napus (rape), 762 nucleotides long. Its product is annotated as glutathione S-transferase T3-like. The transcript has a single exon. Lineage: Eukaryota; Viridiplantae; Streptophyta; Magnoliopsida; Brassicales; Brassicaceae. The record is from RefSeq and is a predicted model, not a curated record. Bases 1 to 762 code for a protein of 253 amino acids.